CGCUCGCCGGCGCGAGUCGCGCUCUUCAUCGCCUCGCCCUCGGGCGUGUUCCUCUCCGUCACCACCGCGGCGUCAUGGCGUCCGCCGCCGCGUCGAAGGCGUCGUUCCUCGGCGGCGUCGAGCCGUCCCCGCCGGACCCGAUCCUCGGCGUCUCCGUCGCGUUCCGCGCGUGCGACGAUCCGAACAAGCUCAACCUCGGCGUGGGCGCGUACAGGACCGAGGAGCUUCAGCCGUACGUCCUCGAGGUCGUCCGCGAGGCGGAGCGACGGAUGAUCGCGGCCGGGCACGACAAGGAGUACCUCCCGAUGCAAGGGCUCGCGGAGUUUUGCGGCGCGACCGCGGAGCUUCUGCUCGGGAAGGGACACCCCGCGAUCGCGGAGAAGCGCGUGGCGACGAUACAGUCGCUCUCGGGCACGGGAUCGCUGCGCGUCGGCGCGGCGUUCAUCGCGAAGUUUCUCCCGGGGAAGGCGGUCUACCUCCCGUCGCCGACGUGGGGGAACCACAAGAACAUCCUCGCGGACAGCGGCGUGGAGUGGCGCGAGUACGCGUACUACGACGCGAGCACCGUCGGCUUGGACCUCGCCGGAUUCUUAAAGUCCAUCGACGACGCGCAGGAGGGGUCCAUCUUCAUGCUGCACGGGUGCGCGCACAACCCGACGGGCGUGGACCCGACGCUCGCGGAGUGGCGUCAGAUCGCGGACGCGAUGCAGAAGAAGAAUCACGUCGCGUUCUUCGACGUCGCGUACCAGGGGUUCGCGUCCGGGUCGCUCGUCGAGGACGCCGCCGCGCCGAGGCUCUUCGCGGAGAUGGGGAUGGAGUUUUUCUGCGCGCAGUCGUACAGCAAGAACCUGGGGCUGUACGCCGAGCGCAUCGGCGCGCUCAACGCGGUGUUGAACGACGCGACCGCCGCGACGAAUACGCUGUCGCAGAUGAACAGGAUCGCGCGGGCGAUGUACAGCAACCCGCCCGUGCACGGCGCGCGGAUCGCGGCGACGGUGAUCAACGACCCGGAGUUGUUUCAGGCGCGUUCUCGGUGGAACGACGAGAUGGGCACGAUGGCUGGCCGCAUCAAGACGGUUCGCAGGGAGCUGUUCGAGGAGCUGACGCGAUUGAACCCGGACAAGGACUGGAGCUUCGUGACGCGGCAGAUUGGGAUGUUUUCCUUCACCGGUCUGUCCCCGGCGCAGGUUGAACGCAUGACGGGUACGCACAAGAUUUUCAUGACCAAGGACGGGCGGAUAUCUCUCGCGGGGUUAUCCUCCGCGAAGGUCAAGUACCUCGCGAACGCGAUCGACGAUUCGUUUAGAAACGCAUGAGGUUGGAGCGUUGGUUCGUUUUUGGAGGGGAGGAAGGAGCGUUCUUUUUCUUUUACUUAGUGGUGAUGCAUCGUGCUCAUCGAGAAGGAAGGCGUCGACGUCGCGUCGUCGGGUGGUUGAAUAAUUGUGCGUUGAAAAAUGUAAUCAGUUCGCGG
Messenger RNA from Micromonas pusilla CCMP1545, 1471 nucleotides. RefSeq names its product aspartate amino transferase (gene ASP1). Gene Ontology annotation, biological process: amino acid metabolic process; biosynthetic process. The transcript is spliced from 4 exons. Lineage: Eukaryota; Viridiplantae; Chlorophyta; Mamiellophyceae; Mamiellales; Mamiellaceae. Gene Ontology annotation, molecular function: pyridoxal phosphate binding; transaminase activity. The record is from RefSeq and is a predicted model, not a curated record. The coding region runs from base 75 to 1316 and encodes 413 amino acids.